This is a messenger RNA of Coregonus sp. 'balchen', 7834 nucleotides long. The record is from the annotation of a GenBank genome assembly. NCBI's taxonomy places the organism in Eukaryota, Metazoa, Chordata, Actinopteri, Salmoniformes, Salmonidae.
AUGGCCGUUAGGUCUAGAAGACCGUGGAUGGGCGUAAUUGUAGGGGUCUUUCUUGGGUUUACAGCGGCGUCUUGGCUAAUUGUCCCCAGGGUAGUGGAAAUCAGUGGGAAAAGAAAGAAGUCGUCGAUAUGCUCAUACUACAGUAAUGCUGCUGGCAUCGGUAAAGUGCCCGAAAUCAUCGGAAGCACCGCAAGUAAUGCGUUACGUAAAGACCCGGAGAAUAACCUGUCCAGCCAAGAGGGCAGUGAAGAGGAGGAAGAGAACGUUUACAAGACUGGUAACGGUAGUGGAGAUGGCGGGGGACCUAUUUCCAAACCUAAUCAUUUUCUCUAUGUCGGCGUCAUGACAGCCAAAAAGUACCUUGAUUCGCGCGCUGUGGCUGCACACAGGACGUGGACCAGUUCCAUCCCCGGGAAGGUCGAGUUCUUCUCCAGCGAGGGCUCUGAAACAAUCCCACUGCCCAUUCCUGUCCCGGUGGUGUCGUUGACAGGUGUAGAUGAUUCAUACCCGCCACAGAAGAAGUCAUUUAUGAUGUUGAAGUACAUGCACGACCAUUACCUGGAUAAAUACGAGUGGUUCAUGAGGGCAGAUGAUGAUGUCUACAUUCGAGGUGAAUUCCCUUCAUGAAAUAGUUUAUCUUUCUCUUUUAAAAUGUCUAGGGUAGGCUACAUACAUUCUUGGUCGUCUUUGAAGUUCCUUGACAGUUAUCUGUUUGACUCCUAUUCCAACUAGACAGUAGCAAGUUAGCAACAGCUGGUGAAAUAAACAUUCAUAUGUCAACUAUUCCAAACAUUUUUCAUGAGCACUUGAACAGCUUCCCUCCAGGCAUUGAGAUACAUUUUUGCAAGAUUAUCCACUCCGUCACGUACCUCCUUAUUCACACAUUUUGGGUAUUGCUACUGUACAAUGUUGCACUUGUGAAGCGUCAUUGAUGGAGUCUUGGUCCCAGAAAGCCAAACCACUGGGUACAGACGGCAGUUCAACAUCUAGUUUGAGUUGUCAACUAACGUGAAUUCAAUGUGAAAUCAACAAAAAAUUUCACCCUGUCAUUGGAUUUAGGUUAAAAGUUGGGUGAAAAAAAUACGAAAGUUAAGUCGAUUACUUUGUUCAAAUCCAAUGUAUUUUCCACGUUGAUUCAACAUCAUCACAAUAAAUGUUUUGGUUGAAAUUACGUGGAUACUACGUUGAUUCAACCAAUUUUUGCACAGUGGGAAGCCAGUUCAAUAACCCCCACCACCAACCUCUGUGGCAACAUAUCUACAACAUUGUACUUCAUACCAAUUUCAUACAGUAGGCAUAUUAGUUAUUGGUUUGUGGAUGUAACCAACAGCAUUAGUAUGUACUUUAGGGACAAACAACCACCCACUGGGCACACACUGGUUAAAUCAACCGAAUUUGUCAACAUAUUGUGACAUGGAAUCAACAUGGAAAAUACACUGGAUUUGAAAAAAGUAAUCAACCAAUACUGUUUUUAUCUAAUUUCAACCAGCAUUGUAAACAUUGAAAUUAGGGCAAAACUUAAACUUAAAUAGAUUGACUUAAGCUGACUAACCCGUUGUUACAUCAAUCUGAUUUCAACAUAAUCAUCAGAGCUAUGUAUACGUUGAAGGUUUUGAGAUUCACACAAUCAUUACCUGAAAAUAAUGAUUGAUUCAUGUCCAUGAUCAUUGACGUUUUGAGAUUCACACAGUCAUUACCUUUUAGAUUGUGUGAAUCUCAAAACCUCAAUAAUCAUGGGCGUGAAUCAUUGAGUAAAUGUACAUGCACACUAACAAUUUGAUAUUUAACUGUUAAUGGCAGAAGGCAGAUUAUGCAACAGUCGUGUAAGUACCUUACUCUGCUUAUCUUAAUUGGUGUAAGGUCAUAAUCGAAGUAAACAUAUGCUGAUUAAAACAGCUGGUUUUCUGAGCAAUCUUUCAAACUAUUAGGACAUGUAAACAGUUUCAUUGGCGUUCCAGUGGUGUGUUUGAUCUGCUCAUGUGCCAGCACCGGGUAGCGCAAGUUCGGAAAAACUGAAAAUAUGCAUCUUAUAAAUCGUUUUCACAUACAAACUUUUAUAUGUCCGAACUCAGAAUCAAAUAGUCUUCGCAAAAAUAACAUGGUCACUGUGGGAGCACGUUUAUUUUGAUUGCCGAUUUUCAGUAGCCUGAUUUCAGAUGUGUCCAUGUACACAGGAUUAUUAGGGAAAUCGUUUUAAACUUAACUAAUAUAUUAACCUGACUAUCCACAAUAAUCACAUUAUUGUGUGCAUGUAACCGUGCUCAUUGAGGCCAUGUUGAGUGGGAGCCAUCCUUGAUAAUGGUGGUGGGGGAGCUCAUGGGCUCCCGAGAGGCGCAGCGGUCUAAGGUCACUGCAUCUCAGUGCUUGAGGCAUCACUACAGACCCCCUAGUUCGAUUCCAGGCUGUACCACAACCGGAUGUGAUUGGGAGUCCCAUAGGGCGGCACACAAUUGGCCCAUCGUCGUCCGGGUUUGGCCGGUGUAGGCCAUCAUUGUAAAUAAGAAUUUGUUCUUAACUGACUUGCCUAGUUAAAUAAAGGUAAAAUAAAAAUGCCACUACAAUAGUGUAUAUCAGCUUCCCACUGGUUCAAUCAACGUUGUUUCAACGAAAUUACAGUAUGCUAGAUGUUGAGAUGACGUCUGUGCCCAGUGGGUUUUGUGUUGAGGUAAUGAAGAGGACGAAUGCUGUGGGCUGAGAGUAAGGGCAGAGAGAUGAAGCCAUGUCAUGUUGUGUAUUUGUAGAUGGGUUAUGCAAUAGCUUAAUGGAUGGUGGUAAGGGUUAGGGAGAAAUGUAACAUUAUACCAUAGCAAACAAAAGUCAACCCCCGCCUUCCCUAAAUCUAUAGAGAAAACACAAUAAAUGGACUGUAUAACUACAAUGUUAGAAUGAAGUAGAGAUGUUCCUGGGAAAAGUACAUCACUUGGACAUUUUUGUGAGAAUUGAGAAACUAGGAACUUACUGUCUCAGAUAUGACCUUUUAUAGACCUGGUAUGUUGCCUACUACUAGCUUUAUAUUAGCCUGCCUGCUACCUACUAUAGCUUUAUAUUAGCCUGCCUGCUACCUACUACUAGCUUUAUAUUAGCCUGCCUACUACUACUACUAGCUUUAUAUUAGCCUGCCUGCUACCUACUACUAAGCUUUAUAUUAGCCUGCCUUACUGCUAAUACUGGAGCUUUAUAUUAGCCUGCCUGCUACCUACUACUAGCUUUAUAUUAGCCUGCCUGCUACCUACUACUAGCUUUAUAUUAGCCUGCCUGCUACCUACUACUAGCUUUAUAUUAGCCUGCCUGCUACCUACUACUAGCUUUAUAUUAGCCUGCCUACUGGCUACUACUAGCUUUAUAUUAGCCUGCCUGCUACCUAUUACUAGCUUUAUAUUAGCCUGCCUGCUACCUACUACUAGCUUUAUAUUAGCCUGCCUGCUACCUACUAUUAGCUUUAUAUUAGCCUGCCUGCUACCUACUACUAGCUUUAUAUUAGCCUGCUUGCUACCUAUUACUAGCUUUAUAUUAGCCUGCCUGCUACCUAUACUAGCUUUAUAUUAGCCUGCCUACUGCUCCUACUCUACUACUAGCUUUAUAUUAGCCUGCCUGCUACCUACUACUAGCUUUAUAUUAGCCUGCCUACUACCUACUACUAGCUUUAUAUUAGCCUGCCUGCUACCUACUACUAGCUUUAUAUUAGCCUGCCUGCUACCUACUACUAGCUUUAUAUUAGCCUGCCUGCUACCUACUACUAGCUUUAUAUUAGCCUGCCUACUGGCUUACUACUAUUGCUUUAUAUUAGCCUGCCUACUACACUACUUACUUAUGCUUUAUAUUAGCCUGCCUACUACCUACUACUAGCUUUAUAUUAGCCUGCCUACUGGCUAUUACUAGCUUAAUAUUAGCCUGCCUACUACCUACUACUACUAGCUUUAUAUUAGCCUGCCUACUACCUACUACUAGCUUUAUAUUAGCCUGCCUGCUACCUACUACUAGCUUUAUAUUAGCCUGCCUGCUACCUACUACUAGCUUUAUAUUAGCCUGCCUACUGGCUAUUACUAGCUUUAUAUUAGCCUGCCUACUACCUACUACUAGCUUUAUAUUAGCCAGGUAGGGGUUCCAUAACCGCAGGCAGAACAGUUGAAACUGGAAUAGCAGCAAGGCCAGGCGGACUGGGGACAGCAAGGUGUCAUCAUGCCCGGUAGUCCUGACGUAUGGUCCUAGGGCUCAGGUUACUAGCUUUAUAUUAGCCUGCCUACUACCUACUACUACUAGCUUUAUAUUAGCCUGCCUGCUACCUACUACUAGCUUUAUAUUAGCCUGCCUGCUACCUACUACUAGCUUUAUAUUAGCCUGCCUACUGGCUACUACUAGCUUUAUAUUAGCCUGCCUACUGGCUACUACUAGCUUUAUAUUAGCCUGCCUACUGGCUACUACUAGCUUUAUAUUACUGCCUACUGCCUAGUACUAGCUUUAUAUUAGCCUGCCUACUGGCUACUACUAGCUUUAUAUUAGCCUGCCUGCUACCUACUACUAGCUUUAUAUUAGCCUUAUAUUAGCCUGCCUGCUACCUACUACUAGCUUUAUAUUAGCCUGCCUGCUACCUACUACUAGCUUUAUAUUAGCCUGCCUACUACCUACUACUAGCUUUAUAUUAGCCUGCCUGCUACCUACUACUAGCUUUAUAUUAGCCUGCCUGCUACCUACUACUAGCUUUAUAUUAGCCUGCCUACUACCUACUACUAGCUUUAUAUUAGCCUGCCUGCUGGCUAUUACUAGCUUUAUAUUAGCCUGCCUGCUACCUACUACUAGCUUUAUAUUAGCCUGCCUGCUACCUACUACUAGCUUUAUAUUAGCCUGCCUACAUCCUAUUGCCUACUGCCUAGAUCUUUUAUUUGAUACUCACUGUUUCUCACACAAUGCCUCUCCCAUCCAUCUAUCCAUCCAUCCAUCCAUCCAUCUACACAGGCGAAAAGCUGGAGUCAUUCCUGCGUUCUCUGAACAGCAGCCAGCCCCUGUACCUGGGUCAGACGGGCCUGGGCACAGCUGAGGAGCUGGGAAAGCUGGCCCUGGAGCCCGGGGAAAACUUCUGCAUGGGGGGCCCGGGCAUGAUCUUCAGCAGAGAGGUGCUGAGAAGGAUGGUGCCCCACAUCGGGACCUGUCUCAGGGAGAUGUACACCACCCACGAGGAUGUGGAGGUGGGCCGCUGCGUCCGCCGCUUCGGGGGGACCCAGUGCGUCUGGUCUUACGAGGUAAGAGACAAUUUGAUGUUUUGUGUGGUGAAGGGAGGGAGGCCUGGUGUUCUGUUGUGUUUCACGGAGAUGCAUUGUGCGCUCUCGACGUGGGGGGGUUUUGUCUUUAGUUUUCAAUUGACUGGUUUUUAGUGGCCUAGUGUUUUAUGCUAAUGCAUUUUUGUGGCAAAAGCCUCAAAUAGAAUGAGCUCUUACAUAGUCAUGGAUGGCAAUCGUUCUGAAGGAGACCAUUUGUAAGAAAAGUGUGUGUCUGUCUGUGUGUGUGUGUGUGUGUGUGUGUGUGUGUGUGUAUACUCCCGAGUGGCGCAGUGUUCUAAGGCACUGCAUCGCAGUGCUAUCUGUGCCACUAGAGAUCCUGGUUCGAAUCCAGGCUCUGUCGUAGCCGGCCGCGACCGGGAGACCCAUGGGGCGGCGCACAAUUUGUCCAGGGUAGGGGAGGGAAUGGCCGGCAGGGAUGUAGCUCAGAUGGUAGAGCAUGGUGUUUGCAAUGCCAGGGUUGUGGGUUCGAUUCCCACAAGGGGCCAGUAUGAAAAAAUAAAUACAAUAAUAAUAAUGUAUGCACUCACUAACUGUAAGUUGCUCUGGAUAAGAGUGUCUGCUAAAAUGUACGUGUGCGCAUGUUUGUAUUCCCGGUGUGUGUGUCCUUUGGCAACCACCUUGGGCUGAACCAUCAUGUGUCAGUGGUCGUCAGAACAUCCUUUAUUUUCCCAGCAAUUGGGACUCUCUCUAAUGGCAAAUCCAUUCCCUCCAAAUAUGUUAUCUCCUGUGGGCCUGAGAGGAAAGAUUUGGCCUCAUGACAAAUGGAUGUAGUGAGAGAUUUGUCUGCUCUCGAUUGCUAAGUGGUGAAAUAGUGUACUCUACAUGCCACUGCUGUUGAAGACCAAUUUUUUUACAGUAAUUCGACAUUAUUUUUUUAUGACUACCUCAUCUCUGUACCCCACACAUACAAUUACACUAUACAGUGAGGGGAAAAAAGUAUUUGAUCCCCUGCUGCUUUUGUACGUUUGCCCACUGACAAAUAAAUGAUCAGUCUAUAAUUUUAAUGGUAGGUUUAUUUGAACAGUGAGAGACAGAAUAACAACAAAAAAAUCCAGAAAAAACGCAUGUCAAAAAUGUUAGAAAUUGAUUUGCAUUUUAAUGAGGGAAAUAAGUAUUUGACCCCCUCUAUAUCAGAGAGAUUUCUGGCUCCCAGGUGUCUUUUAUACAGGUAACGAGCUGAGAUUAGGAGCAUCAAUCAAUCAGAUUUCAAACUCUCCACCAUGGCCAAGACCAAAGAGCUCUCCAAGGAUGUCAGGGACAAGAUUGUAGACCUACACAAGGCUGGAAUGGGCUACAAGACCAUCGCCAAGCAGCUUGGUGAGAAGGUGACAACAGUUGGUGCGAUUAUUCGCAAAUGGAAGAAACACAAAAUAACUGUCAAUCUCCCUCGGCCUGGGGCUCCAUGCAAGAUCUAACCUCGUGGAGUUGCAAUGAUCAUGAGAACGGUGAGGAAUCAGCCCAGAACUACACGGGAGGAUCUCAAGGCAGCUGGGACCAUAACACACCACGCCGUGAAGGACUGAAAUCCUGCAGUGCCCGCAAGGUCCCCCUGCUCAAGAAAGCACAUAUACAUGCCCAUCUGAAGUUUGCCAGUGAACAUCUGAAUGAUUCAGAGGAGAACUGGGUGAAAGUGUUGUGGUCAGAUGAGACCAAAAUCGAGCUCUUUGGCAUCAAUUCAACUCGCCGUGUUUGGAGGAGGAGGAAUGCUGCCUAUGACCCCAAGAACACCAUCCCCACCGUCAAACAUGGAGGUGGAAACAUUAUGCUUUGGGGGUGUUUUUAUGCUAAGGGAACAGGACAACUACAGAUGUGUGCAAACCUGGUGGCCAACUACAAGAAACAUCUGACCUCUGUGAUUGCCAACAAGGGUUUUGCCACCAAGUACUAAGUCAUGUUUUGCAGAGGGGGUCAAAUACUUAUUUCCCUCAUUAAAAUGCAAAUCAAUUUAAUACAUUUUUGACAUCCGUUUUUUCUAGAUGUUUUUGUUGUUAUUCUGUCUCUCACUGUUCAAAUAAACCUACCAUAAAAAUGAUAGACUGAUCAUUUCUUUGUCAGUGGGCAAACGUACAAAAUCAGCAGGGGAUCAAAUACUUUUUUCCCUUACUGUAUAUACAAAAGUAUGUGGACACUCCUUCAAAUUAGUGUUUUACAGUACAUCUGUAGCUCAAUUGGUAGAGCAUGGCGCUUGUAACCCCAGGGUAGUGGGUUCGAUCCCCGGGACCACCCAUACGUAAAAAUGUAUGCACACAUGACUGUAAAUCGCUUUGGAUGAAAGCGUCUGCUAAAUGGCAUAUUAUUAUAUUAUCGGCCAAUACAUAUUUACUAUAGUGUUAUUUGAUAGAUUAUGUUGACAUAGGUUUUAUUUGACAGUGUUAUGCUGACAAACUACAUUUCAGUGUAAAAGGGGUCAUUUUGCCUGUGUAGUGCAUUCCACUGUAAGGAUUUUUACACAUUUUCUUGAUUUUUAGAAAAUAGACCUGAAGCGUAAUUUACGCUUUAGACUCCCGAGCCUCCAGCGUCUAAGCUUUGCUCGUAUGCUGCUCACACGGCUAGCGUAG